Messenger RNA from Condylostylus longicornis, 3340 nucleotides. Its product is annotated as patched domain-containing protein 3-like. The record is from RefSeq and is a predicted model, not a curated record. Gene Ontology annotation, cellular component: membrane. Lineage: Eukaryota; Metazoa; Arthropoda; Insecta; Diptera; Dolichopodidae. The coding region runs from base 253 to 3132 and encodes 959 amino acids. The transcript is spliced from 15 exons.
UUCACGGAAAUAUAGUAAAUAAAAUAAAAUAGAAAAUUAAGCACGCGCGAUGCUCUCAAUGAAAGCAAUAGAAUGAUUUAAUUUAAUUCUAAAGUAAUUUUAUUUGUUUUAUAUAUGUAUACUUAACCCUUAAAAGUUUUUUUUAUAAAAGUAGACGAAAUAAUAUAGAAAUUACAAUUGUUAAAUUAGAUUAUUAUAUAAGUACGUGUGUAUAAAAUGAAGAAGCAAAUAAUUAGCUGAAAAUCCUUGAAUAUGGGAAAUAUGAGAAAAAUUUCAUCAAAACUAUCAAAUACAAUUGCUGAUACAUUUUAUAGAAUCGGUUAUGCAGUUUCUUGUAAUCCAUGGAAAAGUAUCAUAUUUACAGCUUGUAUUUUUGGUAUUACCUGUUUCGGAUUUUUCAGAUUUGAAAUUCAAAGAGAUCCCUUAGAACUAUGGGUUCCUAAAGAUUCUCAAUUUAUAAAAACCACUAAAUGGGUUCUGAAAAACCUUAAUACUGCCUCACGUAUACAGACUGCACUUUUAACAGCACCAAAUGUAUUGGAACCAUCAGUAUUAAAAAAAUUAUUAGUUAUACACCAUGAAAUCGAACAAGUUCAUGGAAAACUUAAAAAUGGAACAAAUAUUAAGUGGUCUGAUGUUUGCUUAAAAAUUCCUUUUAUAUCACAAAUCAACGCGAAAAGAAGAAAACGAGAAAUAGAUACCGAAAGUAACGAAAAUUCAUUUUUAGAUAUUUUUGGGCUUGGUUCAAUAAUUAAAAAUAUACAAAGAGAUUUUGAGCCUAGUGUUGAUUUACCAUCAAUAAUUUAUUGCAGAUUACUUGACAAUUUACCAAGGGGCUGUUUUGAAAGAAACUUUGUUGAAUUAUUUAAUUAUUCAGAAAAUUUAGAUGAAAAAAUAACAUUAAAUGAUGUUACCAAACUCUUAAAAAAAAAUGAAACACAAAGUCCAGUAACGGGUCAUAUGACAGAUUUUAGUGAACUACUAGGUGGAAUAGAACGAAAUGAAAAGGGUGAAAUUAUUGGCGCUAAAGCUAUCAUUAUUCAAUGGUUUAUAAACUUAAAUUUGGAAGAUGUUGAAAAACAAAAAAUGGGGAACAUGGCUGGAACUGAAAGUUGGAUAACAGAAGAAGCAGCUGUUUGGGAAGAAGCAUUCUUACAAAAAAUGAAACAAUUAAAACUAGUCCUAGACGACGUUGAUGUUAAAGUGUAUUAUAAUGCUGAGAAAAGUUUUGGUGAUAUAAGUCAUGAAGCGUUAUUUCAAGAUACUAACAAAAUAGCAAUCGGAAUCGUCCUGAUGACAAUAUAUGUACAAAUAGUAUUGUCUAAAUUUAAUUGGACUGAAAUAAGGUUCGGGUUAAGUGGGCUGGGGCUAUUUUCAGUUGGUUUAGCUUUUUUCUCAGCUUGUGGAAUAUGUUCCUUUUUCAACAUCAAUUACGGCCCUGUCCACACUUCAUUACCAUUUUUAUUGAUGGGACUAGGUGUUGAUGACAUGUUUGUUUUAAUGGCUUGUUGGAGAAAAAUUCAAUAUAAAGAUCAAGCAAUAGAAGAAAAGGUUGGAUUAAUGGUAAAACAUGCUGGGGCUUCUAUAACCGUUACAUCUCUUACUGAUAUUAUCGCUUUUGUUGUCGGAUCAACAACAGUAAUACCAUCCUUACAAUCGUUUUGCUUAUAUGCAGCUGUCGGAGUUUUCAUGACAUAUUUGUACGUAAUUACAUUUUAUGUAGCAAUUUUUACAUUAGAUGAGUAUCGGAUAAGAGCAAAGCGGAAUUCAUUUGUACCUUUUUUUGUUCAUAAGAGCGAAAAUUUGAAAUACUUCUGUGAUUUGAAUUUAAUGAAUAAAUGUUUAAAUAUUAUUUAUGGGAAAAUCAUUUUAACGAAAUUUGGAAAGAUUAUGGUUUUCUUGACUGCAAUAGCGUUAACAGCAAUCAGUGGUCAAAGUUUACUUAAAAUAGAACAAAAGUUUGAUCCAGCGUGGUUUAUACCAGAAUCUACAUAUUUGAAUGACUACAUUAAAUACUCAAGGCAAUACUUUCCUGAAUCAGGAUACGCGGGUUCAGUAUUUAUGGGAAACCUAAACUAUUCCGCAAUUUUGCCAAAAAUUUACAAUUUAACUAUUGAAAUAGAAAAAAAUAAUAUGUUUCACAAAACAAAAUCUUGGAUUAAACCAUUUCAAGAAUUCGUAGAAAAAAAUUAUAACAUGGAUAUUUCCAAAGAUAUUUUAACAGAUUAUGACUUUAAAUUUUACUUAUCGAAAUUUCUGUUCAGUGCGAAAGGUGGGAAGUUUCAAGCAAAUUUUAAUUUUGAUACAAUUUUAAAGUGUGGCGAACCGACACCGAACGUAAAGAUCUCGUGGAUUGAUUUUCAUUUUAAAAAAUUUUACCAUAGGGAUGAUUAUCUGCCAGCUAUGAAAACUAUUGAUCAAAUGGUGAAAGAAAAACAUUUUGAGGAAAGUGGUGGUGACGGAUUUGCAGAAUCAUGGUCAAGAGCUUAUGGAAAUUGGAUAACAGAUGAAAUUAUUGACAGGGAGGUUUUCAGAAAUGUAAUAUUGGCAUUAAUUUGUGUUAUGUUCUGUACUGUCGUUAUAAUUGUGGAUAUUCAAAUUUGCUUUUGGAUAUUUAUUUGUGUGCUCCUAACCUUGGUUAAUGUUGGAGGUUUCAUGCAGAUCUGGGGUUUAACAAUUGAUCUAGUGUCUUGUAUCGGACUACAGUUGGCUGUUGGACUUUGUGUUGAUUAUGCAGCUCAUGUCGGGCACACUUUUUUAGUAAAAUCUGACGAAAAUAGAAAUAAAAGAACUCUGAACACAAUUUUACAUAUAGGAGGUGCUGUUAUAUAUGGGGGUGGCUCAACACUUCUUGCACUUUUAUUACUUUCUCAAUCUGAAGCUUAUACAUUUAAAUCGUUUUUUAAAAUAUUCUUUUUAAUUAUUAUUUUUGGUCUAUUUCAUGGUGUGGUUUUCUUACCAAUUGUACUUAGUUUAAUAGGUCCUGCGCCGUAUCAAAAUACAGAUCAAGGAAAAAACGCAAAGAAGCAAGAAAAUAUUGAUGAAGUGGAAGUCAUUAGAUCAAAAGAUAUUUUAAGUUUAAAAGAAACGCCUGAAGAAUCAACGGAAAACACAAAAUUUAAUGUUAAUUAAUCACACAUUCAUCCUUUUUCUUUCAAAGUUUAGUUUUGAAUAUUUUUAGAAUUAAAAUGUGAUUUUUCAAAUAACUUGGCUUGUUUCAUAAAAAUUUUAGAUAUUAUGUACAAUGUAUUAAACAUUAUUUUAAUGUAUAUUUAUGAAUAUAAAAAAAAUAAUUGUAUAAACUAAAUCAGAAAGGUAAAAUAUUGUAGUAAAGAUUACA